UUCACUUCCUUACCUUUUCUUUCUAUCGAUUGUAUGCAUGUUUUCCCUUCCAUGAAGAUAAGAGACCUCCCUAUAAUCCUUCCUUGCAUUCCCAAUGCAAGUUCAAGGCUGCUAUGCGUUCAAAUCAUCUUCAUUUUCGCCUGGCAAUGGAGGAGCUCUUUCCUUGCAAUCUCACCAGGGGUUUUCCAAGGUUCUCUUUCGAAUACAAAUGGGAGGACAUCUUAAACAGAGGUCUGUUGCCAAGGUAAACAUUACUUCAGCUUUCUCCGCAAAUACAAAUGCGAAUUCUCCUCAAUGCAUUGCAGAAUACUCUUAUAAUGGCAACAGACCCACUGGACGAAGAAAUAAAUUACGUCCUAAACUAUUAAAAACAUUGCCUCAUACCCAAACAGAAACUAUUAUUCACUCUGAUCAAAGGCCAAACGUAAAAUCAGAUAAUUUUGAUUCUUGCAAUAAGGAUUUUAAGAAUUUAGAGGCGAGUACAUCCGGUGGGGAGGCCAUGAUAGCAGCUAUGGAUGAAACAUUUAGUGGGGAGGCCGUGACAGCUAGUAUGGAUGAAACAUUUAGUGGGGAGGCCGUGACAGCUAGUAUGGAUGAAACAUUUAGUGGACUAAAUUUACAGGAUGGAGAAGACUUCAUAAAUGACUUCACAGAUAAAAAUAAAUAUAUUGAUGAUGAUAUACAUGAGAUUAAUGUUGAAAAAGAAGCUUUGAAAAAUGAUUCCAGCUUAAAAGAUAAACUGGGAAAAUUGUUGGGGUCAUGGAAAGAUUGGUAUGUACAGUACAAGAGAGAUGUUUUGGCAUGGGGUGUUGGAAAUACUCCUAUUUUUGUGGUAUAUAAAAGUGGGAAGGGAGAGGUCAAGGUUUCCAUUAACACGGAUGAGAUCUGGAAUCGUUGUGUAGCUCAUCCUUUUGGGAAGGAUGAAACCAGGACAACGAGUUUAAGGUUGAAAAUAGCAGAAGCCAAACAACAUGCGCGGGCCAUAGAGAGAGGAGUAAUCAAGCCGCCAAGAAACAGUAGUAUAUACCAUUUUUUAGAUACAGGUAAGGAAAAAGGCGGGAUAUUGGAGUCUGCAAUCAAUCGAACUACUUUUAGCUCUGUAAUUGGCACUUUCCCUGCGCCGCGUGUACUGGGAAAUUUGCAGUUUGGCUUUUUUGUGCUCUCUUGUUCGGUUUUUGUUUGGGCAGCUUGGAAAUUUGUUAUGGGAUAUGGCAGCUUCUCGGUAGAAAAAGAUAAACUGAAGAAGAAACAAUUGGCUCUCGAGUCAUUAAGGUCCUAUAUGGUUAAGAAUAGGGUUGAGUUCGAGCAGAGGGUUCAGGAGGUUCAGGAUAUGGCAAGGCAGGUUCGCAUAGUAGAACAAAACACUUUUGAGAAAAGUGACUUGAAUUUGAAAACAGUGGGAACAAAUUCUAAAGAGGGGAGAAAAAAGGGAGAUAAACCAUUAAAUUCUAAGGCAUUGAGGAAAAACAAUCACGAUGUUAGGGACCCAGAUACGUCAGAUUCAAGUAUUAUAGGUGGUAAUGACAGAUCGACAAAACCAAAUGAAGCAAAUAUACACGUGGAGAAUAACCUUUCAUUUCAGCAAGGAAGUGAGGGAAGUGGUUCUAUUGAUUUCAGAGAAAAUAGGAAUAGAAAUCAGAAAUCAAAAAAGACUGUGCAGCCAAAUGUAGAUUUAUUACAACAUAGGCAAAGUUCUCUAGAAAAGGCUGCUUGCAUUGCAACAAAAGAAACAGUGAGUGCACUACAUACAAAGAAAGGCUUAGACAAGGAUAAACGGUCUAGUCGGAAGAGAUUUACUGAAAAUGGUUCACAGAAAAUCAUACUGCCGGUGACGACAGGUGUAAAACAACCCAGGGAAUUAGUAAGAUCAAAACAUGGAAAACACAGUAAUAAAUUCACUGAUGCCUCAAAUCUAAGUAACAAGAGUAAUUUUCAUGUGGAUCGAGAGCGUACCAAACAAAAGGAUGCAAUAAUUAAAGAAAAAAUAAAUUCAAAUGGGAGGAUUAAGAAGAAAAAAAAUAGAAAGCUCAAACCUCUUUUCAGAAAAGAAGCACGUGUGGUUGAAGAGAAGAUUGGAGGUAAGAAAGUAUUGGAGAAUGUUUCGGCAAGUUGUCUAGGAACUGCUGAAAGCAAGACAAAAUUGGAUUUAGUAAAUACAAUGGAUAAGAGAUUGCACAUUGAACCAGAAAAUGGUGUUCUACAGGGAGAUUAUGUUUUGUUGCAGAAAGAAGAAGAGUUUAAGUGGAUGCGGGAUGAGGUUUUGAGAAAAAUUGUCUCCAAGGUCCAGACUAAUAAUAUUGCUGGAAGAGAGCCAUCUGAUGGCUUGCUCUCUGAGGAGGAACUGCUGUUUUUCAGAGGUCUGCAGAGAAAAUUUGAGCGGGAAGGGGAGAGCGUUAAAGCAUGGAUCAAGGAGAGAGUGGAGAAUCUGAACUAUGACAAAGCUGUAUCUUGGGUUGAUGGAUCAUCUAUAUUUUCUGCAAUUUUUUUGAAGGAUUCUACAAACAAAAGCAGAUCUAUUGUGUCUAGUAAAAACAACAAGGAUCGCAAGAUGUUCACUACAGAGAAGAUGAUAGUGGAUGAAGAACAGCCAUCUUUUAUUUCAGAGUCAAUACCUGUUUCUGUGUCUUCAUCCUUGACUUCAACAGAUUUUUCAAGCAUGGGAACGGAUGCAAACUGCAAAUCUCAAAGUUGGAUGCAUAUGCCACCUGCUGAAGAAUUAGUAGAGUAUGCUUCAUUUUCUACAGAAGAGAAAUUAAAAAAUAAUGAAAUUAUUAGAGAUUCUGAAAUGGUUGGGCAGAAAAAGGCGGUUAGUAAAAACAAUGAAUAUAACCAAGAAAUGAAGAAACAUCUAUGGUGGCUGGAUCUUCCAUAUGUGUUGUGCAUUGGUCUCCAAAGAAAUGAUGAAGAUAACGUGCUGAAAGGCUUAUAUUCUCUAGAAAUGGCUCCAGUUUCUGAAUGUUCCUCUAGGCCUCAGCAUACUAUUGCUUUUGAGGACCAUGCUGAUGCUAGAAACUUCUGCUAUAUCUUGCAAUCACAUUUUCAUGAACUGGGAGACACCAGUGCUCAUGUCAUUCCUCUGUCAACUAAGGUUUUGAUAGGAGGAUCGGAAGCUGAUAAAGAGAUGGUUUCAGACUACAUUCAGGCAAAUUGAAUUCAAGGACUCGCACAUCAAUAUCCACAUUUGAAAAGAGACAAUAUCAAAAUUCAAUCACAUGAAGAAGAUGGAUCAGACCAUUACUAUGCACUUACAGAGCUGAAUGCAGGAUAUUCAACACCUUAAACAGAAUUGGAGUUUGAUACAAAGGCAAAGGGGCAGAUUUCAAAGGAAUUCCAGAUCAUUUUCCAAGGUUCUGAUUUGAUGUUUGAUAUGAAGAUAGAAGAAAAGAGAAGGAUGAGCACCCAAGGAAGCAUGGAGGACAAGUCACGACAACAUCAAUCUGGAAGAUAAUUAUUCAGAAAUAACUUCCUCCACCAUUCAAGAGAUCUGAUCACACUUACAUUGAGAAGCAGGUUGAAAGGAAGUGCUCCCUGAUUGGAGUAAAAUCUGCUUCCAUUGCUCAUAGGUGGGAGCGAUGUAGGCACUUGAAUGGAUGAAAUGAAAGGAGUGGGCAAAGGAUGUAUUAAAUUUCAAGUUUGGAUUUCAACUUCAUUUGAACACUUGAGUGAAUUUCCUGAUUCGCUCCUGUACCUUCCAAAGGGACAGGAGCGAAGUUAUUCGAGCUCAUGUACCUUGCUAAGAUCAAGAAGACAGGAUUGGAGAAAGAAUGGACAAAGAGAAGGAAUUGACUUAUACAUGCCCUUGAAGUAAGUGAAUUCAAAAUUGAGCGAUGAAAAAGCAAAGAAUUUGUGCAAACUUGACAAAUCUGCUCCUGACCCUUCCAAAGGUAUAGGAGCGAAUUUUCUUUGAGGUCAUGUACCUUCCAAAGGUACUCAAGCGAAAUCUCUUCUAGGCCUUCCUGGGGGUCAAAAUGAUGAUAUUUUCAUAUGGAAGAAUUGGAAUCUAAGCCUAAAAUGAUGAAAAGAAGGCAAUAAGUGAAUUUAGCUAGUAAAGAAGCUGAUUCGCUCAUGUACCUCUCAGAGGGACAGGAGCGAAAUCCUCAAAUGGCCUCAAUUGCUCACUUAAACAAUCAAAUGGAUCCUAUUAUGAGCUAGGUUGAGGGCAGAUGGACUUGAUCAAGAUGGAAGGACUCAAAAACUAAGUUUAAGAGCAAAAUUGAAGGAAUAUGAAGUGUUUGAAUAAAAAAGAAGAACUUCGCCUUUCCAAAGGUACAGGAGCGAACUUCUUAGAAGGACCCCCUAUCUCACUUAAUGCACUAAGAAGAUCUGGUUUUAAGCUAAGAUGGAGGCGAAUUGACUUGAUCAUGGUGAGAAAGGAAUUAAGAAAUCAAGUCAAGGCAAGAUAAGGAGGAAUUGAGUGUGAAUUCAGCUGAAAACAAAGUUUGCUUGUGUCCCUCUCUAAGGUACCAAAGCGAAAUGCAUUAAUGGUGAAUGAUUUGCUAAUAAAGGCGCGUUAAAGGAUUU
Messenger RNA from Cryptomeria japonica (Japanese cedar), 4521 nucleotides. RefSeq lists its product as uncharacterized. The coding region runs from base 95 to 3151 and encodes 1018 amino acids. Lineage: Eukaryota; Viridiplantae; Streptophyta; Pinopsida; Cupressales; Cupressaceae. The transcript has 4 exons. The record is from RefSeq and is a predicted model, not a curated record.